This is a messenger RNA of Stegodyphus dumicola, 2608 nucleotides long. Its product is annotated as charged multivesicular body protein 7-like. The record is from RefSeq and is a predicted model, not a curated record. Gene Ontology annotation, cellular component: multivesicular body; cytoplasmic side of plasma membrane; ESCRT III complex. Lineage: Eukaryota; Metazoa; Arthropoda; Arachnida; Araneae; Eresidae. Gene Ontology annotation, biological process: late endosome to vacuole transport via multivesicular body sorting pathway; vesicle budding from membrane.
ACUCGCAAAAAAUGUAAACAAUGGCUGCAAUGUGUUGUAAGGAUUUGCUAUUUGAAGCUUGUAAUUGUUAGAAUGUUGUAACGUCUGAAAACUCUGAAUUGUUUAUUUAUCAAAAUUCCGUAAAAUUUGCUCUCUAUUAAUAUAUUUGUCUUUAAGCUGUUUUUCCCUCCCCGAGUUUUUGCUAAAUAAUCUCUUAUUUUUAAUUAUGGCGCUGAAGUUAAAUUUCAAUGAAUGUGAUUUGCCCCGAGAUUGGGAAGAUGAUGUUCGUAUGAAUUUUUUAUUUAGUACAUUUCGUGAGCGAACUGUAAACCCUGAGGGUUGGGAUGCCAAAAUGAAAUUUUGGAUUACUCUCAUUCUAGAUAUUUGCAAGAAGAUUAAUAGUCCACUGAUUAACAAAAAUAUACUUUGCUCAUCUUUCGAGAGAAAAGGCAGAUUUCCAAUGUGUUUGGAUAUGGUUCUCGAGCAUAUGGCCAGCCAAAGCUUCGUAGUUAAUAUGAGUGAAUUUAGUAGAAUUGAAAAUGAAAAAGGUUGGCUUGGCUGGGGAUAUGAUGUUCUUGUUCAAAAACCUGUAUCAUGGGGAUUCUCGACUGUUCAGAAUCUUCUCAAGUGGGACAAAAAAGAUGAACAUCUAGUAGUUUUACCUGUUGUUAAAGACUUGGCAUCCAGAAUUUACAGACACCAUUGUGAAAUAACUGAUUCAGAAUCAGAUUCAAUGGAUGAUAUCAUGUUCCUCAGUAAUUUUGAAGAAGAAUGUAAAGAUAUUUGCACUGGAACAAAUUUUCAGCUUGCUGUGAUACAGUUACAAAAAGAUAAGAAUGCUUCUGUCUUCGAGGAAUGUGGUAAAAAGGUUAUCAGAUUUCGAAGAGUGAAAGAUGAGCAGGUUCAAAAUCUCUCUGCAGUUGCACGAGGAAUAUUAAAUCUCCGUGCAACAAGAAAUUCACUAUUGGAAGAAAUUGAUAAACUCGAGCAAGAUAUUUUAGGCUGUACUGCAGAAGUUAAGCAUUUAAUGAAAACGGGAUGUAAAACGAAAGCAAUGGUAGCUCUGAAGAGAAAAAAACGGUUAGAGAGUGUACUUAACAAGAAAACUACAGCAUUAGAUAAUAUAGAACAUUUUCUUUGCCAGUUACAAAAUUCUGGAUCUGAAAAAAAGGUAUUGGAUGCAUAUCAAGCUGGUUUGCAAGCAAUGAAAGCUGUGGGACAGAAAUUGAAUUUAGAUGCCAUUGAUGAUGCUAUGGAUGAAAUUGGACAGGUUUUAGAUGAGUGUGCAGAGGUACAAAAAACCUUAUCAAAACCUGUUACACCCGAUGAUGAAGAUCUUGCAGAAUUUGAAAAUGAAUUGGAAGAACUACUUGCUGAUGAAGAAAAUGUGUCUCCAGAGAUGAAAAAACCAGUUUCACCUGCUGCAAAUAGUUAUGCUGAUUUAAUGAGAAGGCUAGAGGCUCUUCGAGCUCCUCCUGAUGAUGUACCACCAGAAAAAAAGCAAGCUCUGAAAUAUUCUUUAAGAGCAUGAUAAUAAUGCAGAGUCAUGAUACUAUUUUUCUUGUGAGUUUUAGACCUAUUAAAAGGAUUUUAACUUUUGAUCCAUGAAUUAGUAUGUCCAUCAGAAAGGUGACAAUCAUCUUAUUUGGGAUUUAGAAGUUUGAUUAAUAUUUUUUAAAUGUAAUUUAUGCAUUUCAGAGCAUUUGUUUUAUUGUAAUAUACUGUCUAUAUGAUAAAUGUCUUUUAUUGUAUUAAAAGUAUAUAUUUACUGAAAAUUCUAGUGGAAACAAUUUUAUUAGCAUUUUAAUCAUCAAUGCAAUUUAUUAAAUUAUUUUGCAGUUUCCUUCAACAAUUUUCAUACUAAGCAUUUGUGAUUCACAUUUCUUUGUAAAUUUGGAUUUUUUUAUUAUGAGAUGAUCUGAUAUUUAAUUUAAAUGGAAGUGUAUAUUACAUAUUUAUGUAUAAAUAGAUGCUGUAAAAUAAAUUGGAUGCAAUAUAAAUAUUUAUUAAAAGAACAGAUAUAAAAUUAGUUUUAAGAAUUGCUUUUAAUAAUUUUAUAAUCAGGCUUUAUAUUUUUUGUGAUUCAUCAAUCAUACUCAGUUGCAUUUUCCAGAAUUGGUAUUUUAUUGCACGUGACUAAAUCUAAGCUUUAACCUUCUGUUAUAAUUAUAAAAGAUGCGUAUGUGCUUUAUAUGUCUCAUUACUUUCCAGAUAUUUUCUUUUUAUAUUUCAUAUUUUAUCCAGUGCUUUCAUUUACCCUUUGGCUGAAAUUUACUUCUUACAUAACUGUUAAAAACUUUUUAAGAGGAUGCAUAAUUACAGUAUUGUUAUAUUAGUUUUCAAAUGCAUAUUUAAAAGAAACUCAAGAUAAAAUGUAUAUUUUAUUCCAAGUACUUAUUUAUAUCCUCAAGGAAAGUUCAGGACUUUUUGUAUGAUAAUCAAUUUAUAAAAAUGUGCAGAAUUUCAAUUUGCACAAUAAAUAGUUGUUAAUACUGUGUGAAUAUUAGUUGCAGUAGAUUUGUAUGUAUUGAACUGUGAAUGAAAUGUUAUAUUGUCACUUUUAAUCCUUGAAAUGAAUUUUACUGUGUAAUAAGCUGUUUGUAAUAAAAAUCAUGUUUUUCCACUCAUA